Molecule: messenger RNA, 297 nt
Organism: Acanthocheilonema viteae
Lineage: Eukaryota; Metazoa; Nematoda; Chromadorea; Rhabditida; Onchocercidae
Source: the annotation of a GenBank genome assembly
AUGAAUAAUUUUAGCACGAAAAGGCUACCAGUAACACCGAUAACAGGUACUCCAAUAGAAAAGGAUGUUCAGAUUCCAGAAUCUGUUGUGACUGAAGAAAUAUUUGUACCUAUUGGGAAAUCAGCGAGAGAUCCACUACCAUCAAAAGGUGUAAUGACUGCAAACAGAAAUAAAAUAACAGCACAAACUGGAGCUGGAAUAUCGCAUACGAGAAUACCAACAAAUAUACGAUUUACAGAGGAGCGGCAUCGAUCACGUAUUGUCAAUAUUUUUAACGAACAGAAACCAGAGAAAUGA